GAUUGUGUGAUUUGUGACCUGCUUUUCUUUGUACAUUUUUAUGAAAGCUGUUAUUGGGCCUCAUCUGAGCUGCCUGCUCUGUUCCUCUUAUUGUGCAUAAGCCUUAAGCUGUUUUAACCUCUGAGCUUGCAUCUCCCUCCCCCUUCCAAUUCAGUUUAAAGCCCUCCUGAUGAAGUCCUUGAUGUUAUAGCCAACCACAUUCUUCUAGGCCAUGUGAGCUGCACAACCCAUCACUUGCCAGCAAUCUAUCUGGCAGGAAGCAAAGCCUGUGGUUCUAAAUGCAGAUGUUUUAAGACUGCAUCUCCCUUCAAGCCUAGCCAAGAGAGUGAAUGGUGAGGAAAGCUGGAAGCGGCAGUCCAACAACAAUGAGAUUUUCCCUCCUUCUGGAGUUACAGUCUUUUAAGCAAUCCUAUUGUGAAAGACACAAUCCUAUUGUGAAAGAUUUUGCCCACUCUGGGACAUGUGUGUAACAUUUGUGGACUUUGGGGGACUCAAGAACAGCUUUCCACAUGUUGAUCUUUGAUAGAAAAUUGUGAUGCUACCUGGUGCCCAUAAUUAUUUCCCUUUCAGACAGAUUUCAGUUGUGUUUAACACACCAUAACUUUUUAGUGGUUUUUAAAAUCUCUUUAGAGGGAGCCCCUGUAGUCAUAAAGGUAUUUUUACUGACUUGGGGGCUUAAAGAUUAACUUAGCAGUGUUGUGUGUAACACACAGUUGAGUUCUUCCAUUCCAUUUUGAGUCACAGGGGAGGCGAUAUGGACUUCGGACUUUUCUCCCGCUGCACCUUCCUAUUUGCAGUGGUCUCUUUCCCUAUUAGUUAUUUUAUCUGUUUGUCAUAUUUGUGCCCCAAGGUUUUCGUGGUAGCUAAGUGGAAUUACCCAAUCUUAUCCAUGUAGCAACACUAGCAGUAAUUUUUAGGGUCUUCCGGUGAACCUCAUGCCUUUGGAUAUUGAUUAGAGUUCAGCAUUCUUCCAGUUUGGGGUGGAGAAUGCCUGACUCUGCAGAUUUUGUUUGACUGCAGCAAAAGUCUAACAAUGCCCUAAUCAGCAGGCAGCAGUGUAAGGGUUGGGGGAGUUGCAGUCAGUCGUCACCCAGAUUCCACAUGCUCCCCACCCCUGUUCUAGCCACUACAUCAUACGUCUGUUCUACAAAGAUGCUCACUUUAACUGCAUCCCAUUUUAAGGGUUUAUAGAGUUCUGUGGAGGUGAGGUUAAAAGAAGGGAUGUAACUCAUUAGCAGAGCAGCUUGCAGAAGGUCUGCUGUUCCACUCCUGGAUCUACAGCUCUUUCAACUCCUCCUUACCCUUGGAUUUGUGAGAUUCUGUUGGCAUAUCCUUGGCCUCCAUUCAGUCAAGAGGACGUAAGAACAGUUCCAUCACCAACCAGCUGAUGCCUACUGAAGUCAUUCUGAGGUCAUUCUGAUCUCCAUAGAAGAAAGAGUAUCUCACCUUGGCUUGAAGAAGAAUUUAAAAAUAAUAAUGUAUCCAGUUCCGGGUUCCAUGCAUAGAACGGAAGGAGACAAUGGACAUCCUAGGAAACUUAUCUCUUUCCUUUUUGUUUUUGGCAUUACAUUGUUAUGUGCUGGAUUUCUGCUUUCAAUGUUUGUUCUACAGACAUGCCCAAGUGGAGCCUUCGGUGACUGCAAAGGAGCUCUUAAAAUCAUUGGCCCCCUACUUGCUGUUGUCGGACUGGUUUGUAUAAUUCUGGCACAAUCAAGAGCCAAAGGCUACCUCCGAGAGGUGCCUCUGCAUGAUGACCGGGUUUAUGGGUUUGUUUUUUGCCGAGGAAACUGCCAGUUUGCUCAGUUUCUUGUCUUUGGUUUUUUGUUUUUAACUAGUGGGAUGCUUAUUAGCGUCCUUGGUAUUUGGAUCCCUGGAUGCAGCCCCGGAUGGCGCUACCAGCAGCCGUUUAACCAUAGCAAUACGUCCAGUGUUGAACUGCAGGACUGUGGAUUUCAUUCUGUUCAAACGAUGGGUCCUUUGAUCGUGCUUAUUGGGUUGUGUUUUUUUGUGAUAGCUCACAUUAAAAAGAAGCAAAAUGUAAGUUUCGUCCAAGAAUCUUCUGUCCAGGAAGAAGAACAGCUAAAUCCUGAAUCAUUUCAUGUCACAGUUGGUGACACUGUUAUGGUGUUCCCUCCUCCACCACCACCUUAUUUUGCUGACUGUGCUCUACAAACAUCAACUCCUAGCCUAGUGACGAGUGAUUUGUCUUUAACUGAAAAUCCUCCACCAUACCACAGUACUUCUACUGACUGAGAACAGUACAGUAAUGUCUGAGGCCUGGCUCUUUACAGAGUGAAUGAGCUGUUGUAUGUCUUCUCAGGGAGUCUUGCAGCUUCUGAGGCUCUCUGCCGUUCCUCUGACUCAUCUCAAAGACAUAAGGCAAACAAAGCAGCUGUAAAUAGUGGGUGUCUCUUGUCUUCCUCUCCCUACAACACCCGGGUGAUCCAUUGCCAUCCACUUAUCACACAGAGUAAAAAAUGCUCAAGGCUAAAGUGAAAGGAAAGGGAAGGAAGGAAGGUAGGUAGGUAUAUUUAAUGAAUGAUUGAAAGGAGCCACAGGGGUACAAGGUGAAAAUAGGCCACGGUGUUGCCUGGCUUCCUCAGUAGCUGGCAAAAAGAGCAAGCAGUAAUCUCCAUGGGCAAAAAGGCAGAAGACUUUACAGCAGAAAACCCUGCUGAGCCAAGAUACCUGUCACUGGCAAGCCCACCCAACACAAGCUACUCUGGAUAAUCUCUGGAGAGAAACUCAAGACAGGAGGGCCCCCAGAAAAAUAGUCCCUUUUUGGUGGGUGCCUUGCAUGGAAUCAGAAUAAAGGUUAUCCUACUGUGUCAAGGUCUGCUGCCAAUAUCAAAUAGUACUAGGGUACAUGGCAGCUGCAGGAUGGAGAAAUUCUGGUGGCUUUGUGUCCUCCUCCCACCACCCCCAUAGACAAACUCAGAACUGGUGACUUUGGAGACCUGAAAGUAUAGAGCUUUUUGUGCUUGGAUAGACCUUCAUGUUCCAAGAGUGUGCUUUUGUAAAUGUGAAGUUUAAAUCGAUUAAAC
Pogona vitticeps (central bearded dragon) is the source of this 3044-nucleotide messenger RNA. NCBI's taxonomy places the organism in Eukaryota, Metazoa, Chordata, Lepidosauria, Squamata, Agamidae. The record is from RefSeq and is a predicted model, not a curated record.